AUGAAGUCAUUAAAGAAAACGAUCGCGUGGGGUGAUCCCGUCAGCGUUCCCAGCAUUGUUCCCGCUAAAUCUCCCGUUAUGGCCGUUGCCAUUGUUCACACUACCACCAUUAGCGGCAUUGCUGUUAUCGAUGUUGACAUUAUCUCCAUUGCUAAUGCUCUCAACAUUGCCGAGUACACCCCGUCCCGAAUUAGUUCCAGUGAAGCUCCCGCCGUUCGUGCCUCUAGUGUUCCUAAUGCCUCCAGGUAUAGUGCCACUGCCACCAACCCUGGAGGUUUUGCCUGGUCUGCGAGGGUGUCCGGCGUUGCUGCAGAAUCCUUGCUAGAUUGA
Molecule: messenger RNA, 330 nt
Organism: Pleurotus ostreatus (oyster mushroom)
Lineage: Eukaryota; Fungi; Basidiomycota; Agaricomycetes; Agaricales; Pleurotaceae
Exons: 2
Coding region: 1-330 (109 amino acids)
Source: RefSeq, a predicted model, not a curated record